Molecule: messenger RNA, 4511 nt
Organism: Anastrepha obliqua
Lineage: Eukaryota; Metazoa; Arthropoda; Insecta; Diptera; Tephritidae
Gene: Wnt5
Product: protein Wnt-5
Exons: 10
Coding region: 1-3603 (1200 amino acids)
Biological process (GO): multicellular organism development; canonical Wnt signaling pathway; cell fate commitment
Cellular component (GO): extracellular region
Molecular function (GO): frizzled binding; cytokine activity
Source: RefSeq, a predicted model, not a curated record
AUGUCCGAUGACACAAAGAAAGAAGUCGCAGAAAAAGUCAAAUUGCUGAAAUGGCUGAUAAUGCCAUUCAGCGAAACUAACUUCAUGGAACCUACAACUUUAGAGAGAGAAGUUCUCAACUAUAGUACGGCUCGCCUCACACUCGUCUGUCUCGGUAUCAAAUCGCCCUUCAUCGAAUUCAGCAAUGAAAUAGAGGUACUGGCCAACAACAGUGUGCCCCUCAAUAUAACCAAAGAUGAGCAGGCGCUCAUGCAUCAAGAAGGUCUACGCAAACUGGGCACGUUCAUUAAACCCGUUGACUUGCGUGACUCUACGACAGGCUUCGUGAAAGCCGAUUUAACCAAGAAGAUUCCCAAUGCAGCUGCUAGUACUAGCAGUAAGGUACAUUAUGGUGGUGGAGGUGGUGGUGGCAGUGGUAAUCCCGGUGGUGGUAUUAUCAUGGCACAGCGUCGUCGCCAUCCCAUACAAGAGGAGAUGGAUCAAAAGCAAAUUAUUUUACUUGAUGAGGACACCGAUGAAAAUGGUCUGCCCACAAGUCUAACAGAUGAAGAUCGGAAAUUUAUUGUACCCAUGGCAUUAAAGAAUGCAUCACCGGAUCCACGCACCCUUAUGGCCACGCAACGACUCAUAGCGACAACGCGCGCCACAACAACGACGUCGACUACAACGAAGCGGCCCACUACUCCGGCCACUCCGGAGUUCGCAUCGAAUAUUAAUGACCUCAAGAAGCAUAUUUUGUAUUUGCAAAAUCGCACCAAGCACGAUAGUAAUUUUCAAUCCAAAUUUGUAGUGUUUCCGAGUCUGCAGAAGGAACGACAAAAGCAGGGCCCAACAACAGUAACAACAACAACUACUGCGCGUCCCUUCCGAUCAAUUUUCCAAUAUUCGGCACCUGCCACACCGCCUACACGCAAAUCGGCUUUCCCAAGCGGCGUGAAAUUGCCAGGUGGUCAACCUUUUGGCGGCUACUAUCGUAAUGAUGAUGAAGACGAUGGUGGAAUGUCUGUGUUUCUGUCUCAAGCUGGCAUAAAUGCGCGCGAUAAGAUUACCAUUGUGCCACAAGUGUUGCUGCUCAACGAUCAAACCAUCAAAAACGAUACGAACGGUGGUGAGGUGAGACAACGCAAUUUCGAUAAAUCACCUGCUGGCAUGCCACAGACAGUUGCCGUUACUACACCGACCACACCGCCAGAGACCACUACACCCAUGACCAGCACUACACCCAGACGCCCAACCAAGAAACCACUGUGCAUACGCAAUCCCGAUUCAUUGAAAUGCAUACGCCAACGCAAGCGUGAGGAACAACAACGUCAACGUCACCGCGAACAGUUGUUGCGCGAGCAACGUGAAUAUAUGCGGCCACACUAUGAACCCUACGUGCAGACAUUGAAUAACACAAAACGUUUCGCGGUUUCGAUCGAAAUACCUGAUUCUUUCAAGAUACCGCACAACGAGAGUACAGACGCCACUACGACAAUAUCAAUACGAGCUGACGAAGGUGAGCUCCAGGUGCUUUCACGUUCUAAACGCUCGCAUCAUAAGCGUCGUAACAUUGGGGGCGGUCUACAAGGACGUCGCGCAGGAAAUAAUGAUAAGUUUGCCGCCAAAUAUGGACCGAGUUAUUUUGAACGCGAUGCGAUUAUAACCGGUGGGCGCGAUUUUGUCGUCUCGAAUUCAGACCAAUAUGGCGGCAUGUCGUCGGCGAACAGUAACACAACCAGUCCGACGGUGCCGGCGUAUUCAGAGCCAAUUGAUUUAAAUCCAGAUAACUGUUAUCACGUGGAUGGCAUGACGUAUGGACAGAAGAAACAGUGCGUCUUGCAUACGAGUGUUAUGCCGGCAAUAAGUCGUGGAGCGAGAGCGGCUAUACAGGAAUGUCAAUUCCAAUUCAAAAAUCGCCGCUGGAAUUGCAGCACGACGGAGGAUAACACCGUGUUUGGACCUAUGACGGGACUGGGUUCACCGGAAAUGGCUUUCAUUCAUGCACUCGCAGCUGCUAUGGUGACCAGCUUUAUAGCGCGUGCCUGUCGUGAUGGCCAGCUGGCGUCGUGUGGCUGUUCGCGCGGUUCACGACCCAAGCAGCUGCACGACGAUUGGACGUGGGGUGGGUGUGGCGAUAAUUUGGAAUAUGCCUACAAAUUCGCCACCGACUUUAUUGAUGUACGCGAAAAGGAAACUCGUCGCGGCACUCGCGGUGCUGGCAAUCCGGAGCGCAAACGUGGCGGUGGACGCUUUCAUCAGCGUCGCAAUCAGCAAAUGCAGGCAAUGCAAGCAGAUGAUGCUGCAGCGGCGAUAUUGGCAACAACAGGGAGAACUACAUCUUCAAUAAUAACAACAACUGCGCCUAUGCCAGCUCUAACGACAAACAUCACCGAGUCAACAGCAAGCCGAAGCGCUGCAGCGGUAACAACAACAACAAAAGCAGCAACACAUUCCGAAACGGUUGCAGGCGCAGCUGGUGCGACAAUAAAUGAACACAUCAACAGCGACAAGGAGAACAUGCAGCAACAGUUCCAGCAACAACAACAUCUAAAUUCCAAUAAAAAUGUCAGUGUUGACGGCUAUCAAAGCUACAACAACAAAAAUAACAAUGCCCAGGCAGGCAAUAACACCAGCAAGUCAACAACAACGUUGACAAGUUCUAAGGAUAUUGCCACACAAACAACAAAAACCCCAACAGCACCAACACAAAAAUCAGCAUCAGGCAGAAGCAGCAGUAGCAACAAUAGACAAGAAUCAAACCGCGAUGGCAACGGUAGUGUGGACUCCUCGGAAGAAGACGCGGCUGGACGUAUCAAACCGGAAGAUUUAUUGGAGUUGCAGGAGCGCAUCGCAAAGGAAAUACUCAAUUCGAAAUUGCAAGGCAAAGAAAUGUUGGAAUUACAGGAGAAAAUCAAUCGUGAAAUUCUAAACACAAAGGUGUUCAAUGUGGAUGCCGGCGGCGGCGGCAGACGUAAGCGAAAACGUAAAAAUCAGCGCGCUGUCAAUGGAAUGGCAAACGAUCAGCAGGCAGAUGCUACAGUCAAUGGCGCUGGAGGCGAUGGUGCGGAGGGUGGCGGUGCUGCUGGUGGCAAAGGCAAGAACAGUAUCAUGGCCAAGGCACGAAGCUUAAUGAAUUUACACAAUAAUGAAGCUGGCAGAAGGGCUGUCAUCAAGAAAACGCGAAUCACUUGCAAAUGUCACGGCGUCUCCGGUUCAUGCAGUUUAAUCACCUGUUGGCAACAGCUCUCUUCCAUCAGAGAAAUCGGUGAUUAUUUGCGCGAAAAAUACGAAGAAUCCACAGAGGUGAAACUCAACAAGCGUGGACGACUACAGGUUAAGGAUCCGCAAUUCAAGGUUCCAACGGCGCAUGAUUUGGUUUAUCUGGACGAGAGCCCCGAUUGGUGUCGCAAUAGCCGACAGCUACAGUGGCCAGGCACUCAUGGCCGCAUUUGCAAUAAAACAUCCGCCGGUUUGGAUGGUUGCGGCAUUUUAUGUUGCGGUCGAGGCUACAACACCAAAAACAUUGUGGUACGAGAACGGUGCAAUUGUAAAUUCCACUGGUGCUGCCAAGUCAAAUGUGAUGUUUGUGUGAAGGUGCUGGAGGAACACACCUGUAAAUAAGUAAAUAAUUUUACAAAAACAAAAAAAAUUUUAAUAAUAUCAUAAAUAAUAAAAUGAAACUACUAAACACAUGGCGGUGACAAGAAGAAGAAAACAAACAAACAACAAAAAAUAAAACAAACACAAAUGAAAAUCUAUUGAAACAGUUGCUGUGCUAAUCUCCCUCUCCAACAAUCCUUUCGUUUAGCUGCGCAUCACAAAGUUUCAUGUUAAUCCACGUACUCACAUAUAUAUAUGUAAAGUUAAGUAUGUAUGUAGAUGUAUGUGAAGUAUGUAACAAACGAAAUGUUGAACGAAUAACUGUAAUUAAUAGUGCAGUACGCAAGAGGAAUUAUUAUAUAAGUACAAGAAAAAUUUGAUGUUAAAAAAAAAAGAAAUUACAGUUGAGGAUAAAAGUUUAAAUGCACACUAAAAAAUUACUUUUAAAAUGAAUAAGCAAAUUAUCGGGAGAGAGGUGCUUUUAGAGCCGAAUAUGCUGAAUUGGCAAUAAAAUAUUUUUCCAACAUGAAAUUGGCGUUACUUAGCAAAUAAUUGCAAGGCAUCAAUGUUUCAAUAAUGGCGUAAUCUUCCUUAAUGUCUAAUUUUCCAAGGUCACGCUUCGCAGUAAGUCAGUCUCUAUUUUCAUUGUAUAUAUACAUACAGGGUCCGACACUCGAAGUGUAACCAAUUGAAAAGGUCAUAAAUUUAGUUUGGAAAACUACUUUUAUUCAAUUCAAAGUAAAAAAUGUGAGAAAAUAAUACAAAAUAAAGAAUCAAUUUACUUUUGCUCGAUAUGACCACCUUUUGCCUUAACUAUUAAUCGCAAGCUGCCCGAUUGUGAUUUGCAGGUAUUUUGGUCCACUCGCGGGCAAUGCCUUUUUUCAGCUCUUCGAGACUGGUGAAUCUUUUAGUUCGGACCUUGCUCUCCA